Molecule: messenger RNA, 702 nt
Organism: Knipowitschia caucasica
Lineage: Eukaryota; Metazoa; Chordata; Actinopteri; Gobiiformes; Gobiidae
Source: the annotation of a GenBank genome assembly
AUGAGAGGUCUGCAGAUUGUGGCUGUGCUGCUCGUCCUCAGCAUCAGCAUCAACACCCUGAAUGCUCUGAGGUGUUACAACUGUGUGGCGCCCCCGUGUGGCGAGCAGGAGGACUGCGAGGACGCCAGCGACGUGUGCGGGACCCUGACCUGCACCAGCCCCCAUUCCUUCACGGCCAGGAGCUGUUUGAGUCCAGAUGAAGUGGAAUCUCUGGACAACACCAACGGCUGCAGUGUGAGCACCUGUACCCAGAACCUGUAUAUCUGUGUGGCGCUGGACUCUCAGGGCGGGUUUGAGAGAGAGCAGAUCAGGGAGCAGCUCGGAGGCUUCAUCGGACGCUUCUCCUUCGGCCGAUUGAGACGCUUUCUCUCCGGAAUCAUCUACGGAAACCCCUUCAGAGCAGACGAGGGGACCUUCCAGGAGCUCACCUUCUCGGACACGUACGACACGGACACGGUGCCGGACUACUAUGAGAAGUCGGCCAGCAUGAGCGACGUGUCCAGCGGGUUCAGAGAGAGCGGCCACGCCCGAGUCAACCUGCUCAAGCACAACAUCCCCAAGGGCCCCUGUGCUCUGUGUGGCAUGGGCCCCCAGAGGAGAGAGACCGUCUACGGCUGUCUGCACUGCUCACACGGGGGCCAGAAGUACACUCGCCUACAUGUGGUGCACUGCUUUGACAUGUGGCAUAAGAUGCAGAGGUGA